Pecten maximus is the source of this 2366-nucleotide messenger RNA. Its product is annotated as alanine--glyoxylate aminotransferase 2-like. Gene Ontology annotation, molecular function: pyridoxal phosphate binding; transaminase activity. NCBI's taxonomy places the organism in Eukaryota, Metazoa, Mollusca, Bivalvia, Pectinida, Pectinidae. The transcript has 11 exons. The coding region runs from base 60 to 1502 and encodes 480 amino acids. Gene Ontology annotation, cellular component: mitochondrion. The record is from RefSeq and is a predicted model, not a curated record.
UUCCUGCAAGUCUGUCGCAUCCAACGUCGUCUUUAUUACGAGACAGUAAGGCUGACGAAAUGGAAUACAUAGCGAAGGAAGAAACUCUUCACCUUAGGAACAAACACAUCGGAGGGGCAUGUAAGCUAUUUUUUGCAUCUGAUCCCCUGAAGAUUGUGCGUGCCUCUGGUCAGUACAUGUAUGAUGAGCAGGGCCAACAGUAUCUUGACUGUAUCAACAAUGUGUGCCAUGUUGGACAUUGCCACCCUGAUGUUGUGGAGGCUGGGUACAAACAGAUGAAAGUCCUCAACACAAACUCGCGCUUCCUACACGACAAUCUUGUUCUCCUAGCCAAACGCCUCACAGAAACCAUGCCUGACAAACUAUCUGUUGUGUACUUCGUAAACUCAGGGUCAGAGGCGACAGAUCUGGCCACCAGGCUCGCAAAACACUACACAAGAGGAACAGAAAUGCUGACACUAGACCAUGCUUACCAUGGUCAUGUAGUUUCUGCAUUGGAAAUCAGUCCAUACAAGCUAAGACAACAGGUUGACAAUUCUCAUCCUCCACCUGACCAUGUACAUUGGCUGUCAUGUCCAGAUGUGUACAGGGGCAAAUUCCGUGACUGUGACUAUCCUGGACAGGACAUGGGGCAGUUAUAUGCCAAUGAAGCAAGAGAUGUCAUACAAAAAAUACAAGAAGAUGGCAAGAGUGUUUCAUUCUACAUUGCUGAGUCCAUGCAGAGCUGUGGCGGGCAGAUCAUUCCACCUCCGGGAUAUCUGCAGUCAGUUUACAAGUAUGUGAGAGAGGCUGGUGGAUUGUGUAUAGCUGAUGAGGUCCAGGUGGGAUUUGGCAGAGUAGGAAGCCACUUCUGGGCCUUUCAACUCCAAGGUGUUGAGCCAGACAUUGUUACACUAGGGAAACCAAUGGGCAAUGGUCACCCUGUGGCUGCAGUGAUCACUACACAGGAAAUAUCAGACAGCUUUAGGGACAGUGGUAUGGAGUACUUCAACACGUAUGGCGGUAAUCCUGUAUCCUGCUCCAUUGCCUUGGCUGUAUUAGAUGUUAUUGAGAAGGAAAACCUGAAACAGAAUGCUCUUGAUGUUGGUCAAUACUGGAAGGACAAAGUGAUGGAGCUGAUGAGCCAAUUUGAGAUUAUUGGACAAGUGAGGGGUCAAGGUCUUUUUCUUGGUAUUGACCUUGUGAAGGACAGGGAGACCAGAGAGCCAGCCAGUGAGGAAGCAAAGAGAGUCAUCACAAGGAUGAAGGAGGAGCACAUUCUACUGAGUACAGAUGGCCCCUACAGUAAUGUCAUAAAGACCAAACCUCCCAUGUGCUUCAGUAAGGACAAUGUCGACCACUUUAUGGAGAAGUUGACGAGGAUUUUAAGGGAGGUAACCACACAGACAACAAACACAAACUCCCAGGCAGUCUCAAACUGUUCUGUCUCUAACAACAACAUGGAGGAUAGUGACGUAAACAAAAAUAUCUGUAACGGUCUACAUGCCAUGAAGGUGCACUAGUCUACAUCACUGCUGUAUAAAUUAGUAACUAAUGCAGCAUGGUAAAGUGAGUGUGACCUUGUGUGACCUUGCUCCAGGUGUUGGUCAGUUAAAAGCAGACUGGACUAAGUGCCUCAUAUCUGUAGUCACAAGUCUCUCCAGGUAUACUGACUCUGUGAUUGUUGACCAUUAUCAUAUAAGUGUGAACCUUCAGGUCUUUGUAAUAUGAUUUGUUUAAAAUCUAUAUAUAUGUAUCUUUUAUUUCUUACAAUAUUCAACAGUAUUCAACAAUUAAAAAUCCUGCUUGCAGAGUUUUAUAAUGAAUUACUAGAUAAUCAUUUAAUGAUUAUGUUUUUGAUUUUAGAUAAUAUUAUAGUCUUGCUAUUGUUGUAACUUUUCUCAAUUUAUAUUAUUGUGAAAGUGUCUUAGAUGAUACAUUACUUUGCAUGAAUUUAUCCUAUGAAAUUUUAACUGCAUUACACAAAACUAUGUAUACCACAGAAUACAUUUAGUCAGAGUACAGAUACAUGUUUAUGUCAUCUUAAACGUCACUCCAUACGGCCACGGGAGUGGUUAAGGUGUAAGGACACUUUAUCAUUAGCCCUCCACCACUGGGUUGCGAGUUUGAAACCUACGUGGGGCAGUUGCCAGGAACUGACCGAAGGCCGGUGGUUUUUCUCAGGGUACUCCGGCUUUCCUCCACCUUGAAAACCUGGCACGUCCUUAAAUGACCCUGGCUGUUAAUAGGACGUUUAAACAAAAACAAACCAAAUCAAAGCAUACAAUGUGUGUUAGUUUGUUAUUAGCUCACCUGGUCCGAAGGACCAAGGUGAGCUUAUGCCAUACCGUGGCGUCCGUCCGUCAACAAUUGACUUAUUUGACUUC